AUGAAGCUUUGGUCAUACAUAGAUCAGAUAUUGUAUGAUAAUACGAUAGAGGAGGAGUACUAUCGAAGAAUGCGACAGAAGAGUUCAUCAAACUCGGCCUUUUUUGUGGGUCUAGUUGCGGCAGUGGGUGGGUUCUUGUAUGGAUACGAUACCGGGCUAAUAAAUGAUCUACUAGAGAUGCACUAUGUGUAUACGCAUUUCCCUAGUAAUCACACUGGAUUUGCCACUCAUGAACGAGCUAUUGUUGUGGCGUCGUUGUCGUUGGGAACUUUUUUUGGCGCUUUGGUGGCACCGUUAAUUUCUGAUAGGUAUGGGCGAAAGUUUUCGAUUAUUUUAAGUGCUGGUAUCAUUUUUAAUAUUGGGAAUAUUUUACAAAUCAGCUCAACUGAAAUUGCAUUGCUUAGUGUGGGAAGAUUAGUACUGGGGGUAGCAGUGGGGAUCUUAUCAGCUAUUGUACCCUUGUAUCAAGCUGAAGCAUCGCCCAAGUGGGUUAGAGGUUCGGUUGUGUUUACUUAUCAAUGGGCCAUCACAUGGGGUCUCUUGAUCGCCAGUGCUGUAUGUCAAGGGACGCGAAAGAUUUCAAACUCAGGGUCUUAUAGAAUACCCGUUGGAAUUCAGUUUUUGUGGGCGUUGAUUUUAUCUACGGGUAUGUUGUUCCUACCGGAAAGUCCACGGUAUUAUGUACAAAAAGACAAUUUGGAGAAAGCGCUUUAUUCACUUUGCAAACUACGACGAUUGCCAGAGGAUGAUGAAUGCUUGAUUGAAGAGUUGGUAGAAAUAAAAGCGAAUUAUGAUUAUGAACGAUCUUUCGGCAAAACUACUAUUCUCGACUGUUUUAGAAGUGGCGGUGGUAGACAUAAACAAGGAUUGAGAAUGUUUACUGGGAUAGGAGUACAGUUUUUUCAACAAUGUUCAGGUGUCAAUUUUAUAUUUUAUUAUGGAGUCAAUUUUUUCAGUUCCGCUGGAGUUAAGAACUAUUACAUCAUGUCAUUGAUAACAUACAUUGUCAAUGUUGUUUUCACUGUUCCGGGUAUAAUUUUGAUUGAUACUGUCGGUCGAAGACCUUUGUUAUUUUGGGGAGGUAUCGGCAUGGCAACAGCGAAUUUUAUCAUAGCCAUAACUGGAGUCAGUGUUCAGGAGCAACAUGUCAAUGCUAGUCUAUGUGUCUCAUUUUCAUGUGUGUUUAUCUUAUUCUUUGCCAGUACUUGGGGUGGUUGUGCAUGGGCCUUGUGUUCGGAUAUCUAUGGUAUUUCCAUCAGACAAAAAGGUGUAGCCUUAACCGCUGCUACUAAUUGGUUGGUGAACUUUGUAUUUGCGUACAUAACUCCAUAUUUGAUUGAUACUGGUUCACAUACAGUGAGAUUAGGUGGGAAAAUUUUUUUCAUCUGGGGCAGUUUGAAUGCAUUGGGCACUGUGUUUGUUUACUUUACCGUUUAUGAAACAAAAGGAUUGAAAUUGGAGGAAGUCGAUUAUAUGUAUGCUCAUUGUGCCAAUGCAAGAGUAUCAAAGAAGUUUAAAUCAACAAAGAUUAAUUAUGCACAAUUGGAUGGAAAUUAUAAUCCAAUAAGUACCAACCAACCACCAUCUACAACAUCAAACGAAUUGACUCCAAAUGAGAAAGAUAAUGAUGAUUAUGAUGUGGAUCUUAUGAUUCAUCAACAUCAUGAUAGUGAUGACACUCUGCAUUUCAAUGCACCACCCAAGUCAUCACAGACCAUUACAUCCGUCCAUAAGUACGAGAGAACCCCUUCUACCUCCAAUGCUCUGGAUGAUAAGAACCUCAGUAUGCAACAACGCAAACAGUCUAUGGCAUCUAAUGGUAUUUCAUCAAUCAAUUCAUCAAGAUCAGCUGCCCAUGCAUCAAAUAUCAGUAAUGAUUAUCAAGAAUAUUUGGAGUCGUUAAAACGUGACUAUUCACAGCAUUACUCCAACUCGGCUGACAUUGUACGUAAAGUUUCAUCAUCUAUACACAAUAGCAAUAGUCUUCACAAUGGUCAUGAAUUCAAUUCAAUGGAUGAUGUUGGUUACCUUCCUGGUGAAGGUCAACAUCAUGGUAAUUUAGAUUGCAGUGCAGAUGUGAGCGAUUUGAAUCGUUUGCCAACAACGAUUAUUGCAGCACCUUUUUUUGACCAACCGCCAUCGGAUUCAGAUUCGGAUUCGGAAGUAGAUGAAGGUGAGGAUGCUGAUCAUGAAGGAGAUGGAAAUGACGGAGGAGAGAAUAAAUGA
This is a messenger RNA of Lodderomyces orthopsilosis Co 90-125, 2226 nucleotides long. It is a transcript of the gene HGT4, whose product is annotated as glucose sensor. Gene Ontology annotation, biological process: transmembrane transport; carbohydrate transport. Lineage: Eukaryota; Fungi; Ascomycota; Pichiomycetes; Serinales; Debaryomycetaceae. Gene Ontology annotation, molecular function: carbohydrate:proton symporter activity. The transcript has a single exon. Gene Ontology annotation, cellular component: membrane. Bases 1 to 2226 code for a protein of 741 amino acids. The record is from RefSeq and is a predicted model, not a curated record.